AUGCAGAAGCUGAAACACACGGUCGAGGGUACCCUGGCUUGCGCAACAUUACUCCGUGCGGAGUACCAUGUUGCAACCUUGGAAAUGACCUAUCGCAGCUUUGAUGAGCAGCAUCAGACAACCAAUUUGAAAAUGAUAUCCAUCGGCACACAUCGCCUUUCUUUCUCUAUCAGUGGCCCCCAGCGCGCACCCAAUGAGCCAUUGGUAGUCGUGAUCCCAGGGUCGGGCGAUGUCGCCUCAUCCUACACAGCAGUGGAACCCAUCGUCGCCCAAUUUGCGCGAAUAUUCCUAUACGAUCGCUCGGGCCUCGGUAACAGUGAGCGUGGCCCUGGUCGUCCACUCGCAGUGACGUCCGCGAGAGAGCUGCACAAACUCCUAGAGGUCACAAAGCAGCCGCCCCCGUUUAUCAUAGCUGCCCAUUCCUACGGUGGCCUCAUUGCCCGAGAAUUCUAUCAUCUAUAUUCUGAUGAAGUCGUUGGGAUGGCAUUUUGUGAUACUGCAACUGAGCGACAUCUUGAAUUUUUCCAGGUCCCAGACCCAAAUAUUGCUGCGGUCCUCGGCAAUUUGAAUAUGGCUAUGGUGACAGGGUUGCGGGUAGACGCGAAACUAUCGCGAGAUGAGUGGCGACAAAGGGCUAUUGAUAUAGCUCGUGGAGAUGAAACUGCUCAGGCUGAAGCCAAUGAAGAUGCCGUGAAGGAGGUCUGUCGAUCUCUUGGGGAAAAGAAGCAAAUCGACAGACAGGCCAUGGGCAAUAAACCGCUGAGUCUUAUCACUUGCAAUAGUGCUAGGGAGUAUGAACGAAUAUACGCUGCAGGUAUUGAAGCCGGCAAUGGCACUGAGGCGCAGCAGAGAUCGUUCCGAAAAUUGCUAGAUCGGUGGGAUUCAUUCACAGAAGAGCUGAGUUUGUAUCAAAUGAGGCUGUCCUCAAAUACGCAAUAUCUCUAUUUGCCGGACUGUGGACAUAAUAUUCACCUAACAAGACCCGAAGCUGUCGCUGAAGGGAUUCGAUGGGUUGUGAGCCAGACCAAAAAAGGCAAUGGAGAUGCCUCGAGGCUUUGA
Penicillium brevicompactum is the source of this 1059-nucleotide messenger RNA. RefSeq names its product alpha/beta hydrolase. The record is from RefSeq and is a predicted model, not a curated record. The coding region runs from base 1 to 1059 and encodes 352 amino acids. The transcript has a single exon. Lineage: Eukaryota; Fungi; Ascomycota; Eurotiomycetes; Eurotiales; Aspergillaceae.